Molecule: messenger RNA, 3416 nt
Organism: Siniperca chuatsi (mandarin fish)
Lineage: Eukaryota; Metazoa; Chordata; Actinopteri; Centrarchiformes; Sinipercidae
Product: coagulation factor XIII A chain-like
Exons: 18
Coding region: 105-2273 (722 amino acids)
Biological process (GO): peptide cross-linking; blood coagulation, fibrin clot formation
Molecular function (GO): protein-glutamine gamma-glutamyltransferase activity
Source: RefSeq, a predicted model, not a curated record
ACUGAUGUAGAAGUUGAUCUGAUCAUCAUCUGAUCUGAUCAUCAGAGACUCGACAGGCAAACUUUUUUCCUUCAUCUGAGUGCGUAACCUCUGACUUUUCGACCAUGAUGUCUCUUUCAACCUACGAAUCAAACCAGUACAGGGGGCGCUACAGUAUGCCGGUGCCGACCUCCAACCUUUUGAUUAUUGAAAAUGAUUUUCCGGAAUUUCAACCUUUUGAAGAAGAGGCCACGCCCAGAGGAUAUGCACCUGGGGUUGCAUCUCUGUCGGUGCAGAACAUCGACAUGUGUCUGCAGAUAAACAAAUCAAAGCACUACACGACCGCCUACGACACCCAAAACCUGGUGGUCCGUCGCGGUCAGGAAUUCGUCAUCCAAGUCACCUUCAGCCGCCAGCCGACCCCAGCAGACAACUUCCAGCUCGAGUUCCUGAUUGGCUCCGACCCUUCACCCAGUAAGGGCUCUCUGGUGGCGGUGACCUUCGGUUCCCGUAAUGGUGGUCAGUGGUCGGGGAAGAUUCUAGAGACACGGGGUAACACGUUGAUGCUGGGCAUCAAGCCAAACGCGACCGCCAUUGUGGGGAAGUAUCGUACCUACGUGGCCAUCAUGGCAGACGGCGGCGUGCAGCGAACCAAGAGGGACGCCAACACUGACAUGUACCUGCUGUUCAACGCCUGGUGUCCAGACGACGCUGUGUUUCUUUCUGAUGAAGCACAACGGAGGGAGUACGUCCUGAACGACACUGGUGUGAUCUAUCAGAAUUCUGCGUCACAACGCAGCUGGAUGUAUGGACAGUUUGAGCGUGGUAUUUUGGACGCCUGUAUUUACAUCUUGGAUGCAUCUCAGAUGCCAAUCUACAACCGAGGCAAUGUCAUCAACCUGGUCAGGAUAGGCUCUGCCAUGAUUAACACUCAGGACGAUAAUGGCGUGUUGGUUGGGAAUUGGAGUGACGACUACUCCUUGGGCACAGCGCCGACAGCUUGGACGGGCAGCGCCAAGAUCCUGCUGCAGUACGCCAACAGUGGAGUCUCCGUCUGUUUCGCCCAGUGCUGGGUGUAUGCUGGAGUCUUCAACACCUUCCUACGUUGCCUCGGCAUCCCGGCGAGGGUCAUCACCAACAUAAAUUCAGCUCACGACAACACAGGCAACCUGAAGACCGACCUCAUCUUCUUGACAGAUGGCACGCCGGACAGACGCAACACCAGGGACUCCAUCUGGAACUUCCACUGCUGGAACGAGGUGUACAUUGCGCGUGCUGACCUACCGCCUGGCCUCGGAGGAUGGCAGGUGGUGGACUCCACGCCCCAGGAGACCAGUGAUGGAUAUUAUCGCUGUGGUCCAGCCUCAGUCGCUGCCAUCAAGGAAGGCCUGCUCUGUCACCCGUUUGACUCUGGAUUUGUCUUCGCUGAGGUGAACAGUGACGUGGUCUUCCACAAGCGGGAUCAGUACGGGACUCUGACUCCAUACAAGGUGGAUAAGACUCUUGUUGGACAGGCUAUUUACACCAAGGCCGUGGGCAGCACGUCAGCUGUGGACAUCACACACACCUACAAGUACCCUGAAGGUAGUGCAGAGGACAACAGGACCAUGACCCGGGCGGAGGAGUACGGCUGCGAGAGGGAUCACUCUGAGCUGCCUGACGUCCAGCUGUCUGUCGUCAUCACAGCUGAACCGGUCCAGCUGGGUCAGGACGUGAACCUGGCAGUGGAUUUCCAGAACCACGGAGAAUUCCCCAAAACGGUCGAAGCUCACCUGUCCGGGUCCGUCAUCUUCUACACCGGCGUCACAGCCAGUGACUUCAAAGCUCUGGACUUCACUGUCACCGUGCCGGCCAAUCAGACCGAGCGCGUGAUGUUGAAGAUCACAGCUGAGGAGUACCUGCCUAACCUGGGCUCUCAGCUCUCCCUGAACUUUGUUGUGACUGGACAGGCUGACGACCAAUCAGUGACCGCCAUCAAGGUGAUCGACCUGCAGGCCCCGGUCCUCACCAUGACGGUGAGCGGCCAGCCUCAGGUGCAGCAGGAGAUGUUUGUGACCGUCUCCUUCACCAACCCCUUCAACUUCCCUCUGGAGAAGGUGAACCUGGCCAUGGAGGGAGCUGGACUCAUGACCCACAGGACACGUUACUACAGUGUCAUUAAUCCUCAGGCUUCGAUCUCCUGGAAGGAGUCGUUCGUCCCUCGGCUGGAUGGACCCCGUCGCCUCUUAGCGGUGAUGGACUGCAGCAACCUCCAGCAGGUGUGGGGAAGUGUUGACAUCGACAUCGCGGCCUGAGAUGAUUGGUUCACAGAGAUGUGACCCCGCCCCUUGCCAUUUCCACCACGCUUCCAACCAAUCACAGAGUCGGCGGAGCCAACAAACUGCACAAACGACUUCGUCGACGAUUUGUUUUCUUCUUUAAUUUCAGAGUUUUAAUGUUUUGCUCCAGGCGAUGGAGGUCUGUGUGACGUUUUAAAUGAGUUUAGCUAGUUUAGUGAGGAAGCUCAAGGGUUAAAGGUCACAGUAGCCUUAAAACAGAUGAUACUGGAGAAGAAUUAAGAACUUUUGAUAGAUCUUUGUUAGGCAAAUUUAAGAAAUUGGAGGAUUUUUUUUUAAAUUCAUACGGUGAUCUGAGGUCCGUACAACACAUGUAAAAUAUUUUAGAUUCAUAAAAUCAUCGUGAAAACACAUUUUCAUCAACAGGAAACAUAAAUAACACGCAAACAGCAAAAACCAAAUUCCAGUUUAAACACAGACAUCUGGUACGUUUACAAACUAUUCUAGUUACUGUUAAUGAGUUUCAGAUUUAAAUUCAGUUUAAACUUUCGCUGUAAUCAUGUAAGCAUGGCCAAAAGUAUAUGGACACCCAAAUAUUCCAGCCAUGUGAUUACAACAGGGGAUGUCCACAUACUUUUGGCCAUAUACUGUACAACUGAAACAAGGCAAAAAGCUAAAAAAAAUCAUUUCCAGUUCAACAAUAUCUUUUAUUUUCCAGUUUUGUUCAACAUUAUAAAUGCAGCAAAACAAAACUAAAUUAAAGAGUUUAAAAAGCCGCAGCUGCUCUUAAUUAAACAGGAAUUAAACUCUACUACUUUUUUAAUUUAACGCCGAUAACUAAACACAACACUUACAGAGUUUUUAGGCAGCAAACAACAAACUUCAGGUGACAGUUUUUCUCCCAAAAUGAAUCUUAUUAGAAAAAAAUGCUCUCAGGUAGUUUCACACCUUCAUACGAGCUCAUAUGAAAUAUUAAUCAAUCAUAACGCCUUUCAAUCAAUAUUCAUGGGGAGCUGACGCUGAGGAGGCUCCUCCGUCUGGAUGUCACAUCUGUUUCAUUUUCGUUUUGGAUGAUUGUAACACUUUUUCUUUUCUUUGUGCCUUUAAUAUCUUUAUUAAUGCCGAACCUUUCCACUAACAAUAAAAGCAUAUUCAAAACCA